Passer montanus (Eurasian tree sparrow) is the source of this 811-nucleotide messenger RNA. Its product is annotated as protein TsetseEP-like. Lineage: Eukaryota; Metazoa; Chordata; Aves; Passeriformes; Passeridae. The record is from RefSeq and is a predicted model, not a curated record. The transcript has 2 exons. Bases 70 to 696 code for a protein of 208 amino acids.
UGCUGCUCGGGGCCAUCCCCCGGGCUGCCCUCCUUGGCCAGCAGGUCCAGGCGCUGGUUGAUCUUGGCGAUGAUGGAGUCGGGGUUGGAGCCGGGCUCGGCCGGGCCCGAGGACGAGCCCUGGCUGAAGGUGGAGCCCGAGGCAAAGGUGGAUCCUGAGCCCGAGCCAAAGGUGGAUCCCGAGCCAAAAGCGGAUCCCGAGCCAAAAGCAGUUCCUGAUCCUGAGGCAAAAGUGGAUCCUGAGGCAAAAGCGGGCCCUGAGCCUGAGCCAAAGGCAGUUCCUGAUCCUGAGCCAAAGGCGGUUCCUGAUCCUGAGCUGAAGGUGGAUCCAGCAGAUCCUGAUCCAAAGGCAGCCCCAGACCCCGACCCAAAUGUGGAUCCAGAUCCUGAUCCAAAGGCAGCUCCAGAUCCUGACCCAAAGGCGGCUCCAGAUCCUGAUCCAAAGGUGGAUCCUGCAGAUCCUGACCCAAAAGUGCCUCCUGAUCCUGAUCCGAAGGCAGUCCCAGAUCCUGAUCCGAAGGCGGCUCCAGAUCCCGACCCGAAGGCAGCUCCAGAUCCCGAUCCGAAGGUGGAUCCUGACCCGAAGGCGGCCCCAGCCCCCAGCCCCAGGGCGCUGCCCGAGCCCUCGGAGGAGCCCAGGCCCAGCUCAGCCUUGGGGGGGUCCCAGGAGGCGCCCCCGGCCGCCCCUCCCCCGUAGCUGUAGGAGGCUCCCGUGGGGGCCGAGCUCUGCGGGGUGUAGAACUCGUAGCCUUCAUAGCCUGCGGAGUAAUUAGUCAAUCAGUUAAUUGAUUCAUUAACCAGAGGGUCACUGA